ACGUGAUUGGGAGGGAAUUAUCAGUCGAUAUAACUUGAUAUGCAACCUCAUGCACCUCAUGUAACCUGUACAAGUUUUAUACUCGAAAUUUUCUCCCAACGAAUGUUCGUCAAACGUUAAAGUCGUGGCGCGUUAAAACAACUAUGUUUGCAAACCAAUUGACUUCGUCAAUCUCGCGAUCAGUUAGGAGUAAUUUGAUGAGCAUUCGGCAAAUGAGUGCUGCAGUUAAUGCCGGUUACGUGAAAUCUCUAUUCUACAAGGAGUACGGCGAUCCCGUCGAGGUUCUUCAAGUAACAACGCAAACAAUAGAACGGCCAGCGGACGAUCAAGUAUCAGUAAAGUGGCUAUUAUCUCCAGUGAAUCCUGCUGAUAUAAAUACAAUACAAGGAAAAUAUCCCAGCAGGCCUCCUCUGCCAGCGGUAGCAGGAAAUGAAGGGGUUGGAGAAAUAGUAGAUGUUGGUUCUAAUGUUCAAAACUUGCGUAUUGGAGAUAGGGUUGUGCCAAAUGGCCCUAAUUUUGGAAUCUGGAGGACACAAGCUAAUUAUAAUUUUAAGGAUGUUAUGAAAAUACCGAGUGAUGUCGAUCUAGUUGUAGCCAGUAUGAUGAAUGUAAAUCCAUGUACAGCAUACAGAAUGCUCAAGGACUUUGUUCCAUUAAAGCCUGGAGAUACUGUGAUACAAAAUGGUGGCAAUUCCGCAGUUGGUCAAUUGGUUAUUCAGUUAUGUAGAGUAUGGAAUUAUAAGUCUAUCAGUGUCGUUAGAGAUAGGCCAAACAUACAGGAAUUAAAGGAUCAAUUGGUAAGCUUAGGGGCAAAUGAAGUGCUAACUGAAAAGGAGGUUCGAAAUACACAAUUGUUUAAGGAUAAAAAAUUACCUGCACCAAAAUUAGCUCUUAAUUGCAUUGGUGGAGAGAGUGCGACCGACAUAACAAGACAUCUUGCUCAUAGUGGUAUUAUGGUGACUUAUGGUGGCAUGUCCAGAGAACCAUUAACUGUACCAGUGUCCGCACUUAUCUUUAAAGUAAAUACCAGUACUACAUUUAUAAUUAACAACUACAAUAGGUCAAGUCUAAUUUGUGCGAUAUAUUUUCAGAAUAUAUCGUUCAAAGGAUUUUGGAUGACAGCCUGGACAAAAGCAAAUAUGGAAUCCCAGGAGAGAGUGGACAUGUUUAAGAAUUUAGCAGAUUUCUUCAGGGAUAAGAAAUUGCAACCUCCACCACAUAAAUUAGUGCCUUUUUGUGAAUAUCAAGAAGCUAUUGCUAAGGCGCUCAAUUUUAAUGGUCGAACGGGUGUGAAGUAUAUUUUAGAUUUAACGAAAUCUUAAAAUGUGCAUAGAAUUUGUUUUCUACUGUCUUGUAACUUUUGUAACAGUGCAUUUAAAGUUACCAUCUUAGGAUUCUAUAUGUGCAUAUCCAUCUACUUACAAUUAUUUGAAUUUGUAAAUUUUUGAAUUUACUAACAAUUGGCUAUUAAUUAACAAUGAACUAAUAGAUUAAAAGCAUUUAUUUAAUACUAUAUAUUAAGAAUUAUAUUUAAAAAAAAAAAACGUUUUUGAAUCACUUGUUAAUGUUGAAUCUGUAUUUAAGUUACAUAUUAAUUUUAUAAUAGCAAAUUUAUUAAAAAUUAUAAUUUUAAAAAAGUUUUUGUUUUAUAAUUUUCUAAAUAAAAGUCUAUCAUUGUUUUUAAAAACUAUUAUUAAAAACAAUUGCAAUAUUUUAUAUAAAUAUUUUAUUUGUAUGAAAUAAUAACGAUAAUUAUCAAUUUAAAUAAUAUGUAUAUAUUCACAAUUUGGUAUACUUAAUGCUGUUCGACCUACGAUCAAUUUGAUUUACAACCGAAAUCUCGGAACAUAGUCCCGUUUGUAAGUAGAUGGAUACUUAUAUUUUUCUUUUGCUUUGAAUAAGAUUGAAGUAAAGUAAAAAAUAUGUUUUGUAAAAUAGGAAAAUAAUUUUUCACAUGGAAAUGUAUGUAUUUCUAGUAGAAAGAUAUCGGUGUAUAUAAAUAUGCAAGAAAAUAUAGGAAAAAUAAUUGCA
Solenopsis invicta (red fire ant) is the source of this 2031-nucleotide messenger RNA. RefSeq names its product enoyl-[acyl-carrier-protein] reductase, mitochondrial. The transcript has 4 exons. NCBI's taxonomy places the organism in Eukaryota, Metazoa, Arthropoda, Insecta, Hymenoptera, Formicidae. Gene Ontology annotation, cellular component: mitochondrion. The coding region runs from base 144 to 1322 and encodes 392 amino acids. Gene Ontology annotation, molecular function: trans-2-enoyl-CoA reductase (NADPH) activity. Gene Ontology annotation, biological process: fatty acid metabolic process. The record is from RefSeq and is a predicted model, not a curated record.